Acromyrmex echinatior (Panamanian leafcutter ant) is the source of this 608-nucleotide messenger RNA. It is a transcript of the gene Pdf, whose product is annotated as Pigment-dispersing factor. Gene Ontology annotation, biological process: response to light stimulus. Gene Ontology annotation, molecular function: hormone activity. NCBI's taxonomy places the organism in Eukaryota, Metazoa, Arthropoda, Insecta, Hymenoptera, Formicidae. Gene Ontology annotation, cellular component: extracellular region. The record is from RefSeq and is a predicted model, not a curated record.
GAACAGAUCUCGGCGAUGGGUAUUCGGUAUAAAAGAAACAGAGCAUCUUCAGAUUCUCGUCGUAUUCGCGUGGUAUCUACAUCGAACAGCAUUCGCUGCCGCUCUGCUACACUUCCGACUACUCCAAGGACAUCUAAAUCAAUGGCUAAUUACGUGAGGUUGGCUGUCAUUGUCGCUAUUAUCAUCGGAAUCGUUCGUGGAGAGGAGUCCAAUGAGCUCGAGGAUAUCGACAGGAACAUUCUCAAAUUGAAUCUUCCCUACGGCAGAAGAUUGGAUAAUGAAUUGGAGCUGGUCAGAUUGAUGCUAGUGGCACCGCGAUUAUGUCAUCCCAAACGUAAUUCCGAGCUUAUUAACUCGCUAUUGGGUCUACCGAAAAAUAUGCAUAAUGCUGGGAAACGCAAGUAAUUUCACUUAGUUGUACAAGAUAAUUCAAAGAUAUAUCAGAUAUAUGAAGAUAUAAAAAUAUACACCUCAUAGAUUAUCCACCAAAGAAUAUAUAUUAGAACGAAACAUUUAAGAAAAUCGACAGGAUUUAUCAGUAAUGUUCCUAGAAACAUGGAUCUUGUAUAAAAUGAAUCAAUACUAAUAAAUGUAAAAAGUCACAUAUA